AUGCCCAGAGACCCCUUCGGACACCUGCGGGCUCCGGCGGAGGCCCUGCAUCCCUUCGCGCUGACCGUGGUAGAACAAGUGAUGGGGUGCCGGGAGGUGGGCGGCGAAGCGGGUUCCCCUCGUCCCCCCGUAGUCCCGGUACGAGCCUCUGCCGAGACUCGGGGCCGCCGGCAGGCUGGGGCGGGCGCUGUCGCCCGCCACCCCGGCCCGCACUCACCGUGCCCGCGGUGGGGACCAUCCCCCGGGCCGCCGCUGCCCCGCAUCGCCUCCGCUCCCCGCCGCCCCCCGCCGCCCGCCGCCGCUGCGCCGGGGCGGGGCGCUGGCGGGGGCCGGCGCUGCCCCGCCGGCACCGACUCCCGCCGCUGCUCCCGGUGCCGCUCCCGCUGCGUCUCGGGGUGCGGUAGCGGCGGCGUCAGGCGGACGCGCAGUGCGGGGCACCGGCGGCUCCAUCCCGCUCCCGUCGUCGCUGCCGGUGUCAAAUUCCAGCCACUGUCACCUGACCGGCGGGGCGGGCACCGGCACCGGGACCCCGACUCACACUGGCACCAGGAUACCAACCGGCGCCCCGAUCCGCACGUAGUGGCACCGGGACUCCGACCCGCACGGGCGCCUGGACCGCACCGGGAUCAGGAGGGCACCGGAAUCCCGCCAGCAGCAGGAGCCGCAGCCCAGCCCGCUUCAGCACCGGCUCUCGCCGUGAUCCGCACCGCCUCCGAGCUCCCGCGGAAGCUCGCACCCCGCCGGGAACAGCACCGGGACCCCCCCGAGGCACCCGACACCGCUACCGCCACCUGCCCGUCGGCCGACCCCCGGGCAGACGGACCCGCAGCCUGGACGGACGGACGCCCCGACGGACACACGGACACCCUCGGGAAAGGGUUCAGCCCUUCCCGGAGCGCUUCGGGAGCGGAGCUCCGCGGGGGACCCCUUGCACACGUGGGCGAUCCGGCGGGGAUGGGCUGUCGGGCAGGGUCAGGGCCAUCCCGGCAGCGGCGGGGCCGGCCGGUGCCCCAAGCAUCCCGCGCUGACUCGGGUCACCGAUGUGCCUGGCGCUCGUGUCCGGCCGCGCCGGAGGAGGAGUCCGGCCUCCCGCCCGCCCGCGCCCCGCGCCACGGUCCUCCUCGGCUGGGCCGCCCGCCACCGGGCUCCUUACCUCUGCUGCCGCCCUGCCUCCCUCCGCCGGGGCCGCCGCUGGCCCCGGGGACAUGGGGGCCGGCUGGCGAGUGGAGCCGAGCCCGUGCGAGUCCUUACGUCACCGCCCGGGGCCCUCCGCGUCCAUCCCGGGGCUCUCGAGUGCUCCUUGCGAACGUGCCAAAUCCCGGGGCCGCCUCCGCUCGACCCCGCUUCACACGUGCUCCCCUGGCCGGAGCUGAUCGCCGGGACGCGCCCCGGGCCAGGCGAGCCCCCCGGGUCCGGCCCGCAUGGCUGCGGGGUCCGAGGGCGCCCGGGCGGGCUGCGCGCCCCGCUAUGCUGCCGGCCGUGUCACCUGCCCCGGCGGCGCUCCGCCGCCUCGGCGCUACUCCCCGGGCUUAUGCAACUCCCCGGCUGGAGCGAGGCCAGCGGCUCGGUCGCCGGCUGUGCCACGGCUGCACGCCCAGGUCGCCCCGACCCCGGGCCACCCGCGUGGCUUUAACCUCCUUCCCGCCGCCCGGCAGCCCGGGCCCCGCGGUUCCGCGGCGGGGUCGGAUGGCCGCUCCUGCAGCCACCUGCGGAGCCGCCGCCUCGCCUGCUCUCAUCUCCUCGGAUUAUCCGGCGCGGGGGUGA
Messenger RNA from Motacilla alba alba, 1764 nucleotides. Its product is annotated as basic proline-rich protein-like. Bases 1 to 1764 code for a protein of 587 amino acids. The transcript is spliced from 3 exons. NCBI's taxonomy places the organism in Eukaryota, Metazoa, Chordata, Aves, Passeriformes, Motacillidae. The record is from RefSeq and is a predicted model, not a curated record.